Messenger RNA from Homalodisca vitripennis (glassy-winged sharpshooter), 6114 nucleotides. It is a transcript of the gene cic, whose product is annotated as protein capicua homolog. The transcript has 27 exons. The coding region runs from base 340 to 5646 and encodes 1768 amino acids. Gene Ontology annotation, molecular function: DNA-binding transcription factor activity, RNA polymerase II-specific; RNA polymerase II transcription regulatory region sequence-specific DNA binding. Gene Ontology annotation, biological process: regulation of transcription by RNA polymerase II. Gene Ontology annotation, cellular component: nucleus. The record is from RefSeq and is a predicted model, not a curated record. Lineage: Eukaryota; Metazoa; Arthropoda; Insecta; Hemiptera; Cicadellidae.
AGAUGCCUAAUAGAUUACGUACUAUACCAUUGAAUAAAUUUGUGACAUCUGUGGUGUCAAUACCGUCGUAAUUCAUAAGGCAUGCUCUGGGAGAAAAUGAAUGUGGUUAUUAAAAAACACUCCACCAUUAGAAUGAACUUAAACAACCAACUGUAUUUUAAUUUAUUUAAGUCCUAUUAUAAUAUUUAAAGGAGCUGUUAAUUUUUCAUAGUUUAUCAAUAUAUUUUAUUUAAUAAACUUUCAUAAAAGUCAAAUUAUGAUUAAUUGGUGUGUAGAGUGUUUGAAUAAAAUUAAGUUUUAACCGCUAAGCUCUUAAUUGACCAAUUAAUAUCUAAGAAGAUGAAAGACUCUGGUAUAAUGGUGAGCAGUGGAGCUGCCCAACAAAACAUUGUUACAAAUAACAAUAAUUCCAUCAUACAGAAAGAAACAUCGACUAUCAUGAGUGCACGUAAACUUCCAAAAAAGAGGAAGUUUGAUCCAUCAGAACUUGAAGAAACUGACAAACCCGUUAUGUCAGAACAUCAUCUGCCCCCGAGUGUGGUCGUAAUGCCUCCUCAAUCAAUGGCAGUGGAUUAUUCUGGAACAUCAAAAUAUCAAGAAGCUGAGAGAAGAACAACAUAUGAUAUGCCACCUGUUAUAAAAAUAGAAGAUAGAAGUGAACCUAUUUUAAAUAAAGAGGUGAUCACUUCGCAUGAUGAACCUAACAAUGUACUGAUGCCAACUGCAGAAAUGAACUUAAGUAGAAGAAUGAAUGGACGUUCUGAUAUUGAUUUACGAGAAUGGAUGGAUCACAGGGUAUUAGCUAAGAAAGACCAGGUUUACUUACCUGGAAAAAUCCGACAAGCAGGGUGCAAUGGAGAGGUUUGGGUCGAGUUUGAUCACAUGGAAGGUAACAAAAUGGCUGUGUUCACUGACGUGUUGUGUAGUGGAAAGUACAGUGUGAUAAGUGAUGCUAGUCCUUCACUGCAACAGAUAUAUCUGGGUGUGCGAGUCUGUGUUCGUGUAGCAGGUUCAGACGAGAAUCAGUCAGUGUUUGUUGAAGGAUAUGUUAACAAGAUUAUGAUGUCACCACCAAGAUUUGCUGUCAAACUUGCAAAUCACCAUAACAGUGAACAUGUUGCCAAACGUGCUGAGCUUCGUCUGCUUCAGCCUCCCUGGCGAGAUGAACUGGAAGAUGCCGAGGAAAGAAAUGGACAGAUGCCUCUUCAGGUGCAACAUGUGGUACCUACUCUACAGCCAGUCAGCUAUUACAGGUCUAUGACAACGUCACCUCUACACAAUAAUAUGGCCACUCCUAUAAGCUUACACUCAACUUCAACAGCAUUAUCUAAUGCUAGUGCAGAUGACAUACGGCACAGGAACUAUGAUGACUUCUGUGAAAGUGAUGACGAUUUACGUAGAGAAGAUAUUUUUCUACUCACAGACGCAGAUGGUUGUAAGUUGUCUGGAAGCAGUAAACGUAGCAGUAUGCAGAGUCGAGGCAGCACCUCCAGUCUAAUGGAGCAUGGCAGUAUUACACCUCGCUCCACUCCAGCUACCCCAAGGUCUCAAGCUGCUACACCUCACAAGUACAAGAAAGGCGAUGUUGUGUCAAAUCCAAGUGGCAUUCGGAAGAAAUUCAAUGGCAAACAGUGGCGUCGAUUGUGCUCAAAAGAUGGCUGUACCAAGGAGUCACAGCGGAGAGGCUAUUGUUCCAGGCAUCUCAGUCUCAAGGGAAGCAGUCUUCGUGCAGGACCAGCAAAUUUCCCAAGAGGAAAAGGCAGUGUACUGGAUGGUGAAGAAACAUCUCGUGACUCUGACACUUCUCCAAACUAUGGAGAUCGUAGAAUAGCUGGCCGUUUUGAUCCUGAAGAAACAGAAGCAGCUAACAUGCUAGUAUCACUGGGCAGUUCGCGUUCAGCAACACCAGCAUUCUCUUCACCCACAGGUGGCUCGGCCGUGUCACCGUGUACCAUGCAAUCCCCUGUCACCGUCGGACCACGCCACAAUGUCUUCCUACCCAUCAACAACAGUCGGCCCCGCCAGCCCCGACCUUCUCCUGUUCAGCCUCACUUCAUGGUCAGCUCCUUUCAGCAACAUGUCAUCAGGCCAGACAUAGUGAGGCCAGGAGCGAUCAUGUUGCAGCAGACCUCACCUACAAGUCAGGGCAUGGCUACCAGUGUCAUCCGUAUCUCUCCCAGUCCUGCUGGACUUCAGCCUCACCCUCACAACGUUGCGUGGAGAGUAGACAGUCCCCCACCACCUCCCCCACCAGUUCCUCACAGUGUCGUCGUCACUUCCUUGCCUAAUCAUAAUAUACUGCAGCAGGCUCUCACCAGUACUGAUAUACACAGCAGUGAACGGUUGAUGAAAACAACGCAGAUGUCUGAAGAGUCCAACCAUCAUCACGUCCCUAUGACUCAGGAAACAGUAAUUAAGAAAGAGAUGUCCCAUCAACAAGUUUAUAUUGAAAAAAGUACACCACCAUCUGUUCUCCAGCAGGGAAGCAAGAUUCGGGUGGGACUCCACAUAGCUACAGCUCCAGUAAACUCAAUGCACUCUCCUUCUCCUCCUCGUCACCAGGUCAUUAGCCCGCCCACCUCCCAGUGUGACAAGAACAUGUUCCAGCAGGUUAUUGUGCAUCCAACAGAAUUGCUUCCUGUCUUACCUUUUCAAACUAAAUCCGCCGACCAGCCAGAGAAACAUGAAAACACCACGAUUGUAAAUGAUAACUGCUCAGGACAAACGACAUAUUCGUGGGAAACACUGGUACCUCUGUUGAAUGGCUCACCAUCUACGACGCCCCCUCCCCUAUCUCCACCCCUGAGUGCUCCACCUGUGGCAGAUAUCCCACCAGAGGAGGAUGAUGAUGUGUUUGAGCCAGAAGGAACUGCUCCUACUGUAAGCGACACUGGGAGUAAAAGGAGAACACAGUCAUUGAGUGCUUUGCACAACAGUAAAGAGCCACAAAGCCCUCUUAAAGCUAAAGAACGAGAUCGUAUUCGGAGACCGAUGAAUGCUUUUAUGAUAUUUAGUAAAAGGCAUCGUGCUCUAGUUCACCAACGACAUCCUAAUCAGGAUAACCGUACAGUUUCAAAAAUCCUUGGAGAGUGGUGGUAUGCUUUAGGACCUGAAGAGAAGCAGAAAUACCACGAAUUAGCAUCUGAGGUUAAAGAAGCUCAUUUCAAAGCACAUCCAGAAUGGAAGUGGUGCAGCAAAGACAGGCGGAAGUCAUCGACUGGAUCUAGCCGGGGGAAACUGGGGUCUGUGGAUGAGGGUGUGGAAGGUGUAGUGAUGGCAGCAAUGUCACCCCCCGGACACCCUACCUCACCACAGCCCAUAGCUGAAGUAGAGAUCCCACAAGACACCACUGAGGCAAAACUUCAUGAUGGAGUUAAAGUUGCUGUUUAUGAAGAGGAAUUCUCUGAUGAUGAUAAAAUGGUAAUUUGCUGUGAGGAAACAGAGAUUGAUCUCAAAUGUAAAGAAAAGGUGACUGAUUCUGAUUCUGAAUCUCAAAGUGAGACGGAGCCACUCAUUGAGAACAAAGCAUUUCCUCAGCAGAGAUUUAGUCCUGUAUCAGGAGUUAAAGCAACAGGAGAAGUCACUUGCCGCCCAAAACCCAUCAAAGCAAGAUUACCUUCUGGAAGCCUAGAGAGUGGUGCCACAUUUCAACAUACACCCAUCAGUGGAGAAUCAGUCACUGUGUUAUCAUCUUAUCCUUAUCACUCUCCUCUCAAUCCAGCAGGGGUCUGUGCAUUUCAACCAACAGGAGGUGCAUUCAAAACCAUGCCCAUAUCACCGAAGGUUGUGAAAAGUGAACAGUUUCCUACAGUGUCCUCCACAUCAACUUCAACAGUGAACUGGACAGUUGCCAGCACUCCAAUGGAAGAUUGGACUAAGACCUCCACAGGAGCAAUACGCAAUGGAGCCAGCCAGCCCACCAGACACCCGAGCUCUGUUGUACACACUACAGUGAGAGUGAGCUCUGCCCAGGUGAAACCUCCACCCGUCCUGACCACCGCUGUUCUGCAAACCCAACCUAGUCGCAACAUGGCUCCACUGCUACAGUCUCACAGUGCCAGUGUCAAAACCACACCGAUACUGACCAAUGCGACAAUCCUUCAGCCUUCCUUGGCAAAGAAUGUGUCUACUUCCGGCAGUUCGUUGUUGCUGCCUAGUCAGACCAAUAUCAAAGCUCUUCCCAUCCUACAAACAUCCACCUCCAAGGCACCUGUGUCGCACUCGUACCAGCAACCUGUGACAGUGACUUUUAUAAAUCCUCUGGAUUCCGGUCAACUUCUCAAUACUCUUCUCUUCAAACCAAUUGGAAGAGUUGAAUCAACGAACAACCCCACCCCUGGAGAAACAUCAGUUCAAUAUGUUGUUCACAAUGGGAGGAUACAAAAUGUUUAUGUUCCGGCACAAACUGGUUUUCAAAUUCCCAUAUCAGAUGUAAGUGGACAUCCAAUCUCAGUGCAACAAGCUACGCCCAUCAAACUGGUCACCAGCCAACCUCACACUUCAACAGUAAUAGUCAGCAAACACAACAGUGUUAUGAAGAAAGAAGAAGACCGUCCAAAGGCUCAGUAUUGUGAAAGUGCAACAGUUAAUGGAGAGAUUGAAAAAUUAAAUAAUCAGUAUUACCAAGAACUUGUGAAAGAAACAGAAACCACUGUGGAACACAUGGCUCUUGUGGAACCACCUGCUGAGCAGGAACAAGUGGUAACUUUCAAGAGAGAUGUGCAGAUGGAAGAAGAAAGACAAACAUUUGUGCUAGCCCCAACACCAGCUCAACUAGGAAAAGCUCCAUUGCAACGAAGACAAUCUAUGGCUGUUCCAGUUACGUCAGGAAGCCAGGAAGAGCCCCAAUCCAACAACUGUCAGUUGGUCAAUAAUCCUCAGUCAGAACUGAUAACUCACGGUUGCGGUACCACAGAUGAGGAUCAUGGUUCCAUUCCAGAAUCACCUUCAACUAAAAGGAGCUUCUUUAAGAAAAAUGUUGAGGAUGGAAUGGAUAGGGUAUUGGAACAAGUAAACUUUGAAAAGAAGUUUUCCUCUCUACCAGAGUUCAAACCAGAAGAAUGCCAAUCUCCAAGUGCCAUAUCAGUUCCCAGCAGUCCUCAUGUCUUCAAUGCCCAGACAUUCCGUAAAAAGCAACAGCCUCAACAUCGCUCAAACGUUGAAGAGGAGUCUACACCUGAAGUAGCAAUGUCUGCUACUCCAAAGUCUGCUAAACUGGUUGGUUCUACCUUCUUUGGGCCAGAUUUCAAUAUUGAGGUGUUCAAAGGGUCAACUGUAGACUUGGACAGCUUAGAUGCUUCUUCACCUCGGACCCCAAAAACCCCUGGCAGUCGAGACCCAGACAAAGGCCAUCGGAGGGUAUUAGAACAGCGACGACAGUUAGUGAUGCAACUUUUUCAUGAGCAAGGAUUUUUCCCUUCCACACAGGCUACUACAGCAUUCCAAUCAUGCCACGUAGAUAUCUUCCCCAACAAAACAUCACUACAGCUGAAGAUUAGAGAAGUGCGUCAGAAAUUAAUGGCCAAUCAGUCUGCACAUACUCCAAUGAGUGGAAAUGCCCUGACUAGUCCAGUUGAUUCCACUGCCUCCACUCCUGGAGUUUCUUCAUUGCUUCACUCUGUGAUACCUGUGUCGUCCAGCAGUUAACCUUAAAUCCAUAUAAUAUUAUUUUACUAACAUUGUUUUCCUUCAUUGUGAAUUAGAACUAAUUGUACAUAACAUAUAGUACAGAUGCACGUUUUUAAGGAACUCAUAUUCAUUUAAAUUCAAGUACUUAGAUAAUAAUUGUUUUCUGUGUAGUCUUUUUCAUUGUAUAUUUGUUAAUAAGUUUGUAAUUUUUGUUGUAUAGGUGUCAAGUUACGUCUUCUGUUUUAUGUAAGCACAAUAUUAUUUUCCUUAAUAGGAGUGUGAAGUAUAUUUAUAAUGUUUAUAAUAAUUAUUAUUUGUAUAUACCAGAAAUAGUUAGAUGUCUGUGAGCUGUUGGGUUCAUUUUCUGUUACAGUUAUAUAUAGUUUUUAUGUUUUAAUAAUUUUAUAUUUAAGUGUUAUACAUUAUAGUAAUGUAAUUUUGCAAUGUUUCAAUGUACAAUUAUAUUUUAUUACUGUUUUAACUAUA